AUGGACUACUCAUCUGCUGCAUAUGAUGAUACUUCUUUGGAUCUUAAUACCAAGCCUCUCCGACUUUUCGAUGAUACUCCGAUCAAGAAAGAGGCGCAAAGCAAAAUAUUGAUUGGCUUUGGGAGGCAGCUUUCACCAGAUGAAGAGAGUGGUGCUCUAUUGGAGGAAUUGCAACGGGUGAGUGCAGAGAACAAGAAGCUAACCGAAAUGUUGACGGUGAUGGGUGAGAGCUACAAUGGUUUAAGAAACCAGUUGCUGGAUUACAUGAGCAAGAACCCAGAGAAGGAGCUUAGCCCAAUUUCAAAGAAAAGAAAGUCUGAAAGCAGUAACAACAACAACACCAACAGCAACAAUAACAUCAAUGGAGCAGUGAAUGGAAACUCUGAGAGCAGCUCCAGUGAUGGAGAAUCUUGCAAGAAACCAAGGGAAGAGAACAUCAAGGCAAAGAUUUCAAGGGCUUAUGUUCGUACCGAAGCAUCAGAUACAACAAGCCUGGUUGUGAAGGAUGGAUAUCAAUGGAGAAAGUAUGGCCAAAAAGUUACUAGAGAUAAUCCUUGUCCUAGAGCUUACUUCAAAUGCUCUUUUGCUCCAAGCUGCCCUGUCAAAAAGAAGGUGCAGAGAAGUGUUGAAGAUCAAUCUAUUCUGGUGGCAACUUAUGAAGGUGAACACAAUCAUUCCCACCCUUCUCAAAUUGAAGCAACAUCAGGCUCAAACCGCUGCAUGACCUUAGGAUCAGUCCCCUGCUCAACCUCCCUUGCCUCAUCCGGACCUACCAUCACUCUUGACUUGACCAAAUCCAAGUCCAGUGCUGACACCAAAAGUACGAAAACAAAAACCGAAACACCGGAAGUUCGAAAGUUUUUGGUGGAGCAGAUGGCUUCUUCCUUGACAAAAGAUCCCGAUUUCACGAAAGCACUAGCAGCAGCCAUUUCAGGAAGAAUACUUCAACAUAAUUCUUACUGAAAAGGAAUGGUGGAAGUCAAUUAAGAGAAUUGGUUUUCACUUGGUCAGACUGGUUUUUGAAGAUUAGGUGUGUGUAAAUACAACAUUAGGACACAACUUUUGAAUUCGCUUCGAUGAGGGCCUAGAUUUCUUCCAUUCUUGGAUUCCAAGUUUCAGCUUAUAUAAACUGGAGUGCCUGGCUAUCGAUUCAGCUAGGCAUUGAUCUGGAAACCGGCCUUUGAUUUCAGCCAAACCGGCUUUUGUAGCUUCCAUCAUUUCAUUCUUGCUUCAAGCAUGGCCAAGAAAAUGUAUUAGACAACUCCUAGAUCAUUGUGACACACUGUAUUAUGUACUUAUUUAAGCUGCAAUAUAGAACAGUUUUUCUCUAAAAAAA
This is a messenger RNA of Prunus mume (Japanese apricot), 1336 nucleotides long. RefSeq names its product WRKY DNA-binding protein 40 (gene WRKY40). Gene Ontology annotation, molecular function: sequence-specific DNA binding; DNA-binding transcription factor activity. The record is from RefSeq and is a predicted model, not a curated record. Gene Ontology annotation, biological process: regulation of DNA-templated transcription. NCBI's taxonomy places the organism in Eukaryota, Viridiplantae, Streptophyta, Magnoliopsida, Rosales, Rosaceae.